This is a messenger RNA of Trichobilharzia szidati, 2568 nucleotides long. NCBI's taxonomy places the organism in Eukaryota, Metazoa, Platyhelminthes, Trematoda, Strigeidida, Schistosomatidae. The record is from the annotation of a GenBank genome assembly.
AUGCAGGGUGAGAAUCCUGUUGACGUUGAUGAUGUCCAUUCUAUGUCCUGCGGCAAACGUACUCUUUUGCAGUCCGAGGUUAUAUCUUUUUUCGCCCCAGUUGCAGAUAAAUUGAGGUUGAAAGACGGAAUAUUUGUUCCAAAACCGCGCCGCGAUAUAGUGGAGGAAACGAAACUUCGAACAAAAACGAUAACUGUGAGGAUGAAUUCUCCUACUAGAUUAGAAAGAACGAAUACAUCUGUUGUUACUCCAUCUGAUAAGCUGAAUACGAAUCACUCUGAGUUAGCAAAUGGCUUAAGUGUUUCAGACACUUCUGCACUCAUGGAUGGAACAAGAAACUGCUCAUCAACUUGUAGUCCAGUCAGUUCAAACGGUUCCAUGCCUCAUAACAAACUUGAUAAUGAUGCCGGUCUUGAGUCAUGGAACGUUAAACGACAAUCAAUCCCCUGUGGUGUCUCAAAAACACCGAACCGGAAAUCACUGUUCACUAAAUUAAUCCGCAGGUUGUCUACUCCACGAAUCAAAACAUCCAAAGGAAAAGGCUCUUCUGUGUCCGUUAAAACGGAUGGAUCACUAUCACAAAGUGAAUCUGUGUCAAACGGUCUCAGCCCACAGAAGUCUCGUAAAUGGUUUGCCAGGCCUAUGUGGAAGUCAACCAAAAAUCCUACAUCGCAAAGUAGUAUAGAUUCUCAAAGCUCUUUGGUUAAUGUGAAUCCCGAUAUCCAAAUCCAGGAUGUGCCAUCUGCAGUGGACAACUUAUCACAAAAGUUUGAUGUAGUCAUCCAGGAUUUCAGAUCUGUCCCAGUCCCUCGUAAGCGGAUAAUACUACCGAAUUCAGUGAAAUCGGCAAUACAAAAACCCCAGAACUCCUCUAACAAUGUCUCAACUCAAGACACAUCUACUGAAUCUAAUGUAUUUGCUUCUGUGCAAUCUAAAUUUAAUAAUGGUGAAACCCAUACCAAGGUCGAAGCAUCAACUCACAGCAAUUCAUCACUUAACGCGUUUUACCACUCGUAUGCAUCAAAGAAUGACACAGAUAAUUUCUUAAAUGCAGUUUGCAGUUCACCCCAAACUACCAACAUACUGCGUUGUAAUAGUAUUCGUUCUGCUGGCAGUAAAAUGCACAGAUUCGAUUUACCUGUUGACAGUUGUGAAAAGGACAAUGAAGUACAUGCUUUACAUCAAUCAGAUACAUUAAUCUCUCAGUCAUAUGCAAAAACCUCUCACUGUACACCAUCCAAUUAUCCUGUAUCUCCUUUAACAGCAUACACCCCAAGUUAUUUAAAUGCAUCUUUAGCUGCAUUUGGUUACACUGGAUAUGGUUCGACAUCAAAAUCAGCUCAUAAUCUAAUUCACACGGAAAAAUGUCAAGUAGCUGAUAAAAAUGACUCAGGAGGUGUUAAACCUGAAACUGUUAACUCAGUCAUUUCAAAUUCGAACCUCAAAUCGUCUAAAGAGAAUGAUUUAGACUGCUCGUUGCAUACAGAAGAAAAGGAGUAUGAAAGUCCAUCAGUAGAACUGAAUGAUUCCAUAAUAUCGUGCAAUCAAACUGAAUCUGGUUACGAUGAUGCCCCGGUUGACAGUGCGGAAGGUGGUGUGAAACUAAGAAGAAAGCGGACAACUAGCUGCAACGCCAGUGGUGAUGAUAAACAGCAUUGGAAUCGUUCUUCACUCAUCAUGUUAGCAGUUGCUCACGCUAGUCCUCGUAGUCGUGUUGUAACACCAUCAACAGUUACGAACAAACCAUUUCUUUCAAGUCUUUCAGACGCUAAUCAUAUGGACGAAGAAAAAUCAGAGAUUCUAGACAAUCAAAAUGACUCACCACCACAGUGUCAAACAGAAACGGCUGAUCGGUCUCCCAGAAAUAUCCCUGAAUAUACAUCCUCAACCACUGAAUGCCCAAAAGAUAAUCUAUCCCAAAGUGGUAGUAGUCCGUUGUCUGAGAAAAAUUUCAAUCAACCCGAAAUGAAAAUAGAUGGGAACUAUUAUCUCGAACAAGUAGAUCAAACGGAAAGAGAAUUAUUACAUAAAGUUUUUGAAAUAGAGAAGGACCUUAAUGCCGAUCAUGAAAUGGAUGAUGAAGUUUCUGGUCUCCUGCGCACUGCUUGUGGUCAGACAAAACUUCUCAUUUCUGAAAAGUUUUCUCAAUUUCGUGGUCUGUGUCAUCAGAAUUUGUCAUGGGAAAAAUCGAAAAUUGAUGGAACUACUGAUUGUGUGAAUGAUUCUAAUACUUUAGUCACUUUAAUAAGUGACUUAGACGGUUUUUGGGCAAUGGUCUCUCUUCAAGUGGAUGAGGUUCGUAAUCUCUUCAAGCAAGUGGAUUGCUUGCGUGCUAAUCAAUGGAAGAUGACAAAAACUCCAGUAUCAAAUGAGAACUGCUCUAUUUCCCCAGGAAAACAAAAGGGAAAUCGAAGAGUUGUCAAGUCUAGUGUAAAUAAGAAAAAUGAUACUGUUGCUAGGCAACAAGCUCGUCAGCGCCUUGAACAAGCUAAACGUAAUAUGCAGCUGCUGAAUUCAAACAGCUCACCUGAGAAACCGGUGAAAUCAAGCCUUUAUUUGUAUAGAUGA